UAUUAUUUCUGUCUCGGAUAGAUUUCAUCAUCAUUAAGUGCACGAAUAACAAUUUCAAUUAGACAUCGAUCCAAAUUAAAAUGUAGAAAAUCUUAAAGUAAAUAACCAAUCGCUUCAAGGUACUCAUCACUCUAAGAUUCGUUGAUUUGGGUCCAGAUUAAUUUAACUUACAAUGCGUUGCUACAAAUCAAGUACUUUUGAAUGAAACUCCAGUUCACACAAUUAUGAAAAAUGAAAUGCAAUAAAUUCAUGUGCAAAUAGUACCUGUGACAUCCUCCGUUUGCAGUUUAAUUUGAUCCUAUACAAUCUAUAUGUUUCAGUUCAUUAGAC
This is a messenger RNA of Paramecium octaurelia, 330 nucleotides long. NCBI's taxonomy places the organism in Eukaryota, Ciliophora, Oligohymenophorea, Peniculida, Parameciidae. The record is from the annotation of a GenBank genome assembly.